Molecule: messenger RNA, 477 nt
Organism: Vitis riparia (riverbank grape)
Lineage: Eukaryota; Viridiplantae; Streptophyta; Magnoliopsida; Vitales; Vitaceae
Product: proline-rich protein 36-like
Exons: 1
Coding region: 1-477 (158 amino acids)
Source: RefSeq, a predicted model, not a curated record
AUGACAGCUUAUGAUGUAGAGCGAGGAGCCCCAGCUGCACCAAAACAUCCAGAUAGGCCACAGCCAAUGCAUACGGAGGAGCCACGGCCGGUUGAGAUACCUGCGGACAUGAGAGCACCUGCCCCUGCAAUGCCCUCUAUAGGACCUAUGCCUGAGGUUGCAUCUUCUGCUCCUCCUGCCACACCAGGGACUCCGUUAGUUGUACCAGCUACAUCUGAGCCUCCUCCUCCAUUUGAGUCUAGGAUUGCCAUAUCCAUUUCAGAGUUCAGAGGCUUAUGUCAUACUAUGCAGACAUUGACCGCUACUCAGAGCAUCCUGACCCAGCAGAUGGCGACCAUACGUGCCCAUCAGGAUCAGCUUAUCGCCACCCAGACCCAACAUACUGCCAUCCUUAGUCAGAUACAACAGCAUUUGGGUAUUCUAUUGCCCCCUGAGCACGAUAUACCUAUCCCAUCAGAGCCUACAGAUCCAUCAUAG